Aedes aegypti (yellow fever mosquito) is the source of this 1180-nucleotide messenger RNA. RefSeq names its product serpin B8. Bases 21 to 1115 code for a protein of 364 amino acids. Gene Ontology annotation, molecular function: serine-type endopeptidase inhibitor activity. The record is from RefSeq and is a predicted model, not a curated record. NCBI's taxonomy places the organism in Eukaryota, Metazoa, Arthropoda, Insecta, Diptera, Culicidae. The transcript has 2 exons.
AACUUUAGUUCGUCUUAGCAAUGGAAGCACACUGGAAGUCUCUGAUACUGUUACUCGUUUUCCGUCUGAUUGUUGGGACCGAUCAGGGAAACAACUUUACCCUCAACCUCUUCAAAGAAGUCUACAAUCUAGAAAGCGAUAGAAAUUUCGUACUGUCACCGCCCAUCAUCCGUGCCACAUUGCUGUUUCUAUAUCUAACAGCGAACUGGAAUGCAGCCUUGGAGAUGCAUCAAGCUUUACAGCUCCCACCGGAUAAAUCGGAAGUCCUCGUUGAGCUGAAAGAUUACCUCGUGAAGUCCAUCGACGAUCGAGCCCAACUACCAGUCAGUUCUCAAAUCUACCGUGAUCCGAGUGAAUUAAGUGAUACCCUGCUAGAACUACUCGAUGGAUAUAUGAAACCCGAAGUAUCACUUUUGUCCUACAGCGAAGAUCCCGGCACUGUGAUCUCAAUGUCGCUCAAAUCCACAUAUAUGCCCAACUACAACCUUCUAAUAUCGACGGCCUUCAACCUUUCGGCAAACUGGAGAAACCAGUUCAACCCCAAAGCCGGAAGAUCCGGCAUGUUUAAAUUUUCCAACGGCUACCACCAAGUGAGCUUUAUGAAGAAACCUGCACGCUUCGGCAUACUCAAAUUAGAACAGCUGACCGCCCUGGAAGUGCCCUACGAUUCGGACCUUUCGAUGAUCUUCCUACUACCGAACGACGAAGACGUUCCCUUGUCCUCUCUAGUGAAAGACUUCGAUCUGCAAACCUACCGGACCAUCGACUCACGUUUGCGGCAACGAUUCGUGGAGGUGGCAAUUCCACGGUUUGCGAUAGACAGUAACGUUCCACUUGGGAUGAGUUUGGCCCGGAUGGGAAUGGUAUCCAGCUUUCUGGCGAACGCGUUCGAUUUCUACCGGUACCGAGGUAGCGGAUUGGGUCCUAUGGAUCAUGUGGGGUCGAUUCGAGUGCUAGAGGGAGGAACGGUGGAGGUUGAAGAGGCUCUGGAAGACACUGUGCCACCUGCAUUGCUUCCGUCUUUUCGAGCGGACAGGCCAUUCUUAUUUUUGGUUCGUAACACUACAUCGAAGGACAUUCUUGUGAUUGGACACCAUUCUAACUUCAAUGGUUGAAGCUUUUGGAUGAAAGAUUAUUAUGUAACUUUAAGAACCUUCGAUAAUAAAAUACCGUAACAUAA